Messenger RNA from Morchella sextelata, 2097 nucleotides. RefSeq lists its product as uncharacterized. Lineage: Eukaryota; Fungi; Ascomycota; Pezizomycetes; Pezizales; Morchellaceae. The record is from RefSeq and is a predicted model, not a curated record. Gene Ontology annotation, molecular function: NADPH-hemoprotein reductase activity; FMN binding; flavin adenine dinucleotide binding. The coding region runs from base 1 to 2097 and encodes 698 amino acids. Gene Ontology annotation, cellular component: cytosol. The transcript has 3 exons.
AUGACGUCUCAACUCGAUACCUUGGACAUUAUUGUCCUUACCGCACUUCUUCUCGGAACCGCCGCCUACUUCACGAAGGGCUCGCUAUGGGCGGUUCAGAAGGACACGUCGCAUGAAGCUUUUGCGGCGUCAAAAUUGAACGGGGCCCAAGCUGGGAAAACACGUGACAUCAUCAAGAAGAUGGACGAGUCAGACAAGAAUAUGAUUAUCUUCUAUGGAUCGCAAACGGGCACUGCCGAGGACUAUGCUUCUAGGCUGGCUAAAGAGGGUGCUGCUAGAUUCGGACUUAAGACUAUGGUCGCUGAUCUUGAGGAGUAUGAUUUUGAUAAUUUGGACGUCUUUCCCGAGGAUAAGGUUAUUGUUUUCGUUUUGGCCACCUAUGGCGAAGGUGAACCCACCGAUAAUGCUGUCGAGUUUUACGAAUUUUUCAUGAACGAAGAACCUGCCUUCUCCGAAGGCGGAGAUACGGACUCCAAACCUCUACAGAACUUGAAAUAUAUCGCAUUUGGUCUCGGAAACAACACCUAUGAGCACUACAAUUCCAUGGUUCGCCGUGUCGAUGCUUCCCUUACCAAACUCGGCGCCAAGAGAAUCGGAACCGCCGGAGAAGGUGAUGAUGGUGCUGGAACUAUGGAAGAGGACUUUUUGGCUUGGAAGGAGCCCAUGUGGACUGCUCUCGCUGAGGAUUUCGGUUUAGAAGAGAGGGAAGCUGUCUAUGAACCUGUUUUUGCGGUCAAGGAGAGGGAGGACCUUUCUAUCGAAGACGACACUGUAUAUCUCGGGGAGCCCAACAAGAACCACCUCGAAGGCAAGUCCAAGGGGCCCUACAACGCUCACAAUCCGUUUAUCGCACCCAUCAGUAAAUCAAAGGAACUCUUCACUGUUAAAGACCGUAAUUGUUUGCAUAUGGAGAUCGAUCUUACCGGCUCUAACCUUUCGUACACUACCGGCGAUCAUAUUGCUGUUUGGCCCACGAAUGCCGGCAAGGAAGUUGAUAGAUUUAUAAACACCCUUGGACUUGCGGGAAAGCGUCACUCCGUUAUUGAUGUCACCGGUCUUGAUUCUACUGCCAAGGUUCCUUUCCCAACGCCGACCACCUACGAUGCUAUUGUCCGAUACCAUAUGGAGAUAUGCGCGCCUGUUUCUCGUCAAUUCGUUGCCUCACUUGCCCCAUUCGCGCCAACUCCAGCUGCAAAAGAGCUUAUGACAACUCUCGGUGGAGACAAAGGUCAGUUUCAGGAAAUCAUCUCUUCGCAGUACCUCAACAUCGCACAAGUCCUAGAGAAGAUGGCCCCUGGUGAGAUUUGGUCGAAUGUUCCAUUCUCAAUGAUGAUUGAAGGCUUGAACCGCGUCCAGCCCCGAUACUACUCGAUCUCUUCGUCGUCUUUGGUCCAGCCCAAACUUGUUUCCGUUACCGCAGUUGUUGAAUCUGUCCGCGUCCCCGGGGGUGCGAAUGUCUUGAAAGGUGUUACCACAAAUUAUCUCCUUGCCUUGAAACAGAAACAGGGCGGUGAUCCGGAACCUGAUCCACACGGUCUUACCUACUCCAUCAAUGGUCCUCGCAAUAAGUAUGAUGGCAUUCAUGUACCUGUUCAUAUCCGUAGCUCCAAUUUCAGACUCCCCAGCGAUCCCUCAAAGCCUGUUAUCAUGAUUGGACCUGGUACUGGUGUUGCUCCUUUCCGCGGGUUUGUUCAGGAACGUGCCGCACUUGCCGCGAAGGGUGAAAAGGUUGGGAAAACUUUGCUGUUUUUCGGAUGCAGGAAGCAAGCUGAGGAUUUCUUGUAUCAAGAUGAGUGGAAGGAAUAUGCGGCAAAACUCGGCGACUCAUUCUCGCUCAUCACUGCUUUCUCACGUGAAGGCUCUGAGAAAGUAUACGUGCAGCACAGGUUGAGUGAGCAUGCGAAGGAAGUAAACGCGCUUCUCGCACAGGGUGCCUACUUCUAUGUUUGUGGAGACGCAGCGCACAUGGCAAGGGAGGUCAAUUCUACCUUGGGGAAGAUCAUCGCAAGUGAGCGAGGUUUGACCGAGGCCCAAGGCGAGGACAUAGUCAAGAGAUUAAGAUCUAGCAACCUUUAUCAAGAGGAUGUAUGGUCUUGA